AUGGAUGGGGGUGAAGGAGGGGUCUCCGAGCUUCUCGCUCGGUUUCGACAGAACAAAACGCGCGAGCCUGCCCCAGCCGAUGCCUCGACGGCUGUAACUUCCAAUCCCUUCAAAGUGCACCUGCGGCACGCUGGCGAGCACCAUGAAGCCCACCCGCCGGAGAAAGAAGAGGACGAGGAGGAACGAAAGAAGGAAAAGAAGGAAAAGAAAGAGAAGAAGGAGAAGAAGGAGAAAAAGGAAAAGAAAGAGAAGAAAGACAAGGGGGGUGGAGAAGAGGAGGAGGAUGAGAAGAAAAAGGAGAAGAAGGAGAAGAAGGAGAAGCACAAGGAGGAACUUAAUGCUGCUCAUGAGGAGACAGCGAAAGCAAAGGCAGAGCUGGAGGAGCUGCGAGGCCAGCACGAAAGGCUCGAGGCGCAGCUGAAGGAGCUGACGCAGCAGCAGGAAGCCAAGGAUGCGGCCGCGCGCUCAGGAGCCGAAGCAGAGGCGGAAGCUGCAGCGCUGCGGGGACGGCUGAGUGAGGCGCAGGCGGAGGUCAGUGCGGCGCAAGAGAAGCUCAGUGCGCUGCAGGAGGAGCUGUCCGCCGUGCAGGGGGAGCUAUCUGCAGCCAAGGAGGAGUUAUCCACCGCGCAGGGGGAGCUGAAUACUGUGCGCGUGCAGCUGGAAGAGGCGCUGGCUGAAGGGGAGGCCCUGCGCAAGGCAGAGGGAGAGAUGAAGGAGGAGGUGGAGAGAGUGAAGGAGGCGGCGACAACAGCGCAGCAGCAGCUGGAACAGCAGCUGGCAGCGAGGGACGCAGAGAUGCAGCAACUACAGGCGGACGUCAAGGAUCUGCAGAAGAAGCUGGAGGAAAGCAGCAAGCAGGCCAUUGGGGGAGAAGGGCUGGCAGAGGCACGUGUGGACGAUGGAGCAGCAGGAGGUGAUUCAACGGCCGCGUUGAAGGCAGCUGAAGCAGAGUUGGCGCGGCUGAGGGAGGAGGUGAGCGACUGGAAGGAGCAUGCGGAGGAGAUGGCGAGGGAGAAGUUGGAGAGGGAGAGCGAAGCAGAAGCUCAGGAAGAGCAGCGCCAGCACCUGGAGCAACAGCUGCAGGAGGCGAAGCGAGAGGUGGAGGAGCUGCGGCAGCGGGGUCAGCAGGUGGCAACUGAUGCAGGGGCAGCAGACGUCCCACCGCAAGUGUCAGGUUCAACAGAAGGAUUGGAUAAGGCAGAGGAGACAGAAGGAGGGUCAGGAGAAGGGGAAGCUGGAAAGGUUUCAGUGGCAGUGGCAGGAGGGGAGCAUGCGGCAGGAGGGCUUGGGGAGGCCGCGGAGGCGGAAUUGAAGCGGCGCGUGGAGGAGCUGGAGGGGCAGCUGAGGGCAGCAGAGGCACGCGCGGCCUCUCUGGAAGCAGCUGUGGCGGCUGGGAAGGGAGAGGUGCAGGAUAGUGCUGAGCGCACUGGUGACGAUGAUGGGAAGAAUGAAGAGGACAGAAAGCGAAGCGCUGAAGAUGGUGGCAUUGCUGACCAGCCUGCUAGCACAGGAGAGGGGGAGGAUGUGGAGGUGGCAGAUGGGGAGAGAAAGGAAGCAGAAGGCGACAGUAGGUUCAAGGAUGCAUCUGAGCUGAAGUCACGUUCUAUUCGUGUGAGUGCGUCUGCAGAAGGUAGGCAGGAGCUAGACCUGGCAGGCGCGAUGGCCCUGGUGGAGGAGCUGGAGAUGGAGCUGGAGGCCGCGCGCGUGGAGGUGCAGCAGCUCAAGGACGCGGGCGACGAGCUGCAGGCCAAGGUGGAGGCGCUGGAGGAGGAGAAGGAGGAGGUUGUGCGUGAACUGGAAAUUACAAGCGAGGACCUCAGGAAGGAGCGCGAACUGGCGGCGGAGGCAGGGCUCGUGGCUGAGGAGGAGUGGAGGAAGAGACAGGAGGCUGAGCGCGCGAAGAAGGAGCUUGAGAGAGAGCUGGCUAAGAAGGGAGGCAAUGCUGGCACUGGUGGCACCGGUGCCGGGUCUGCAGCACAGGGGGCGCACAAGGAAGGGGAGGAUGGGGCCGGGAAGAAGGAAGGUGCGGAGCAGGGCAAGCAGGGGGGUGCAGCAGGCGGACAGGAUGGGGAUGAUGGGAUUCACGAGCCAUCCGCUGAGGUGUGCCAGGUGAAUCUGAAGCUGGAGCUGUCUGAGAUGCGUCGCGAGGCACAGGGGAUGCGCCUCAACCUGCACAACUCCAAGCUCGCCCUCACGGCUGCCGAGGCAGAGGUUGCUCGGUUGACAGUGCGUGUGGCGUUCGGGCGCGUGCUGCUGCAGCUGGUGUCACGGUCGCGAGAGAUGCACGAGGACGAGCUGAUCAUGGCCACACGCAUGGUGGAGGAGGCCAAGGUGAGGGAGAGCGCAGUGGAGCGCAACCUCUUCUCUCUGCUCAAUGAGAUCGCUCGCCUGAUCAAGGAGCAGCAGAUGCAGGCGAAGAACAACGGAGCCACGUACCUCAAGUAUAAGAUAGGCCCGGCCGAGAUUGAGAUAGUGAAGGAGGACCUGAGGCAGCUGGUGCGGUGGGUGCAGACCAAGGCGACUCUGGCCGAGAAAGGGCGCCAGAAGAACAGAGCUGCACGCGUGGGUGCUGCAGGCGUUGCAGACGCAGCGGCAGCCACUGCAGCUGCUGCGGCUGCUGCCAAUGCUGCAGCGGCACGCGCGACUGUGGAGGCAGUGAGGCGGGGCGGGGUCGCAGGUUUGGGCGGGGAGAGUGGGCGGGACCCAGUGGUGCAUGGAGGGCCGGAGAUGGUGGUGCAGCUGGAGAGGGAGCUGGAGGAGGCGAAGGCACGGUCAGAGGAGGCGGAAAAGCUGCACGCCAUGGUGGAGGGCGUGCGCGAGAAGGAGAGGCGCACACGCGAGGAGGUGGAGAGGGAGCUGCGCGCGGCACAGGCUAAAGUGGCGGAGGCGGAGAUGAUGGUGCAGCAGGUGGACGCCCUGCGCAACACAGCGUCCGUGCUGGCUGCUGAGCUGACGGAAGAAGUGAAGGAGACCAAGGUGAAGAUGCUGGAGGCGGAGGAGGUGGAGGGGCGCAUCACUGCACUCGAGGCCACGGAGAAUGUGAUCAAGGCGGAUCUGGAGGUGAAGAGCCUGCGGCUGAGGGAGAUUGACCGCGACUACCCGUACCUCAUGGCGCAGGUGGCGGCAGACGGUGCGCCUGCCAAGCCGCGUGGGUCGAUCUUCUCUCUGGGGCGAAGCUCAGCGGAGGCUGCGGCGGUGGCGGCGGCGUCGGCCGCGGCGAAGGAGAGGAAGCGGCUGCUGGAUGAGAUCCGUGUGAUGCGCGAGCAGCUCAUCUGGACGCAGAGCUCGCUCACCAAGAGCCGCCAGCGCCUGCCUGAGCUCUACCAGGUGGGUCAUGGGUUAUACCAUAGUGCAGCCAGUGGUGCUGGUGGUGGUAGCGGUGGUGUGCCUCUGCCUGCUGGCUUGGCAAAUGCGCGAGUGGUGGUGCCAUCAGCCACGAGCUCUGUGGGCGCUGCUGUGGCCAAUGCUGCUCACGUCGCAGCAGCCAUGGCUGCUGCAGCAGCAGGGGCGGAUGAGAGCCGUACAAGGAGCAGCAGCACGUGGAGCUGGUGGAAGAAGAAGGAGGAGCCGGAGCAUGUGGAGGAGGAGUUUGAGGAGCCAGCGCGCGAGCAGAUCAUCAUGCUGCCACCGCUCACCAACGACAGUGUGCUCUCCAGUGCCAUUGCUGCCUUUGCCAAAGCCAACAGCACCACCAAGAUCUCCCCUCUUCAAACACCCUCGCCUCCUCCCCCCACUCCUUCUGGUCCACCCCCCAUGGCCCACGGUAUGCCCCCGCCUGCCCUUCCCACUUCCCCUCCUCAUGCUCCUGCUGCCCCGUCCUCCCUUCCCUCUGCAUCGCCGGUUCCUGGUUCUGGUGACGAUGCUGGUGCUAUUGACGAUGCUCAUCCGAAUAAGGGAGCAAGUGAAGGAGAUGAACGCAAUGUAGAGGAAGGGGAGGAAGAGACGGCCGCCCAUGGAGGCGAGGGCAACAAGGUGGACGAGGCGAAGGAGGAGGAUGACAAGGUGGAGGAAAGCGUUGAGACUGGAAGCAAGGACGAGGAUGCACCACUGCAAGCGGUAGCGGAGGGUGAUGAUUCAGCUCCACAAAAGGCUCCUGAUGUAGCCGAUGGUGUAGGAAGAAUAGAAGCAGAGGCAGCGGCAGGGGCAGAGGCGGAGGCGGAGGCAGGGGCAGGUGCGGAGGCAGAGACUGGGGCAGGGGCAGAGGAAGAGGCAGGGGCAGGAACAGAGGCGGAGGCAGGGGCAGGGGCAGAGGGAGGGGCAGGGGCAGAAGCGGAGGUGGAGGCAGGGGCAGGGGCAGGGACAGGGGCAGAGGCAGGGGCAGAAGCAGGGGCAGAAGCAGGGGCAGAAGCAGGGGCAGAAGCAGGGGCAGAAGCAGGGGCAGAAGCAGGGGCAGAAGCAGGGGCAGAAGCAGGGGCAGAAGCAGGGGCAGAAGCAGGGGCAGGGGCAGAGGUGGAGGCGGAGGCGGAGGCGGAGGCGAAGGCGGAGGCGGAGGCGGAGGCAGAAGCAGGUGCGGAGGCAGCGGUAGAGGCUGGGGUAGAGGCAGGGGUAGGGUCUGAGGCAGAGGCAGAGGCAGAGGCCGAGGCAAGGGCAGAGGCGGAGGCAGAUGCAGGGGCAGAGACGGAGGCGGAGGCGAAGGUGGAGGCCGGGGCAGCUGCGGAGGCAGAUGUAGGGGCGGAGGCAGAGCCAGAAGAAAAUGCAGAAAGAGAGGUGGUUGCAGAGGCAGAAGGGGGGGCACAGGGAGAGGCAGGAGUUGUGGCAGCGACAGAAGGAGAAGCACAGGCAGAGUUUGUUGAAUUAGUUGCUUCGAUUCCAGCUGUGGCUGAGGUUGGCACAGCAGAGGAGACAAGCAUGUCAAGCGACUUGGAGCCAGUGGAUAUUGCUGCGGGACAGCCACAACCGCCUCUUGCUGCUGAUGAUGCUCAAGAGGUCACUGCUGUCGCCACGCACACUGAAUCUGCUGCGAUUUCUGAGCCGACACAGUCAGAGCAGGAGGAGAGCCAGUGUGAGGAGAUCCCUGCUGCCUCCCAUGCAGCUGUUGAGUCUCCUCCAGGUAGUGAUGCUGCUGUUGACAUGGCAUUCGAGCAGACAGAGCCGGAUGUGGCGGAAGAGGAGCAAGCAGCAGGGCUAUCAGAGGCCUCUGCUGCUCACACCCUUGAUGCUGCCGAGCAUGGUCAGAAUGUACAUGAAGCAGAAGCAGUUGCAUCUCCAAGUGUGCCCGUAGGAGGCGAGGAGCUGGAGAGAGAAGCGGCUGAUGAUGCAGCUGCCUUGCAAGCACCUGCUGUGCGUGACUCCCUUGAGGCACAUGGUGCUGAGGGUGAUGAAGUGGCAGUACAUGAUGCCCCUGCGUCCAGCUCCGCUGAUCAGGACACGGCCACAGCUGGGGAGAGUGAGGUUGUAGGUGAAUCGGUGUUGGGAGGGGAAGAGGUGCAGCAGAUGGCAACAACUGGAACGGAGGAGGAAGAGCGUGCUGGUGGGAGUGUGGUUGUUGCCGCACAGGCAGAGGGGGCUGUAAGCCAAGAAGGGGCAGAGGAGGAGAUUGUGAAGCUGAACCUCAAGGGAGGAUCUGGGUGGAAACUCUUAGCUAUGGUCCUGUACAAGUUUACUUGCGACAUGCUGCGCGAAGCAUGCAUGGGUCGGCCGGGGUCUGCCCAGGAGGGUGUAGGGAGAGCAGGGGCGGGAGCAGCAGCGGCAGCAGGUGGAGGAGGUGGUGGGGGGGAGAGUGAUGCGGCGGCUGCUGCCGCAGAGCUGGGGGAGCAGGCAGCGGUGGCCGUGGGGCUCAAGCCGCGGGGGCUGCUGGCGCUGGAGCGGUUAGAGUUCAGGGACCUGCUGCGGCGCAAGGGAGCCAUGGCCGGGUACUUGCAGUGCCGCAACAUGGUGCUGACAGCGUGGUACGCGGACGUGUCUCAGUCACUGCCGCUCGCGGCCUUUGGCGUGCCCUGCAUGCCCCUGCCGGGCGAGCCCGCAUGGUAUGGCGUCAUGCGGCACGUGUACACGUUCCUCAACGACAAGGCGUUCAUCAAUCUCUGCAAGGCUGGAGACCUGCCCACCUCGCCCGCCCCCUGCUACUGCCAGCCAUCAGCACGCCUUGCACUCCACUCAUCCCCACCACACCACGCACCACCAGCACACAAGCCUCCGACCACCCCGUCCCCAGCACCAUCAGCCUCCGCAUCACCUGCUCCCCCCCUGCAUGGGCGGCGGGUGGUGGUGGUGGGCGCGGGGCCGGCAGGGCUGACGGCAGCGCGCCACCUGGUGCGCCUGGGGGCGCGCGUGGUGGUGCUGGAGGCGAGGGAGCGCGUGGGCGGGCGCGUGCACACGGACUGGACCUCCCUCUCCGUGCCAGUAGACCUGGGCGCCAGCAUAAUCACAGGCGCCGCCCCUGACCUACACGACAACCUCCCCCCGGACCUCUCCGCGCUGCUGUGCCAGCAGGCAGGGCUGCCGUGUGUGGUGUUGAGAGAGGCGUGCCCGCUGUAUGAUGCGGUGCGCGGGGGCAGGGUGGCAGCGGAUGUGGAUGCGCGUGUGGAGAGGCAGUUCAACCGCCUGCUGGAUGAUCUCGCAGGGGUGGCGGCGCAGCAGGGGCAGGCUGCUGUGCAUAUGUCCAUGGCUCAGGGCGUCAUGCAGACGCUGGGGGAGGCGUUUGGGCGGGAGAAUUUGGUGGGGAUGCAUGGGGAUAGCUUGUCUAGCAGGCAGAAGAACGAUGGGGACAAUAUUGGUGGCGGCGGUGGUGCGUUUGAUGCUGCCUUGUGUGGGGGGGGAGCAACAGCACUGAGUAUCAUCACGGGCGGGAAGUGGAACGGCGCUGCUACGCCUGCUGUGCACGGCGCUGCUGCUGCAGAGGACGUAGCGAGGGGUUGUGAUGGACUUGCAGUUAAGGCCGUGGUGGGGAUGAGCGAGCGCGGUGGGAUGAAAGAGGAGCCGCGGGAGAGGGCUGUUGGAGGGGUGGAGCAGAUGAGCAGGGAAAAUGAGGCACAGGGGAUGGGAGACGGAGUGGAAGGAAGAGAGGCUGGGAAGGAGAGGGGAGAAGGAAAGGAGGAAGAGGUUGCAGAGGGGAAGUUGGGCAUGGCGGAUGGGGACGGCAGGAGCGAGUGGGGGGCGGAGAUGAAGAGGGAAGGCACAGGUGAGGAGGGAAGAGUGCAAGAGGAGGCAGAUGGAGAGGAUCGUGCUAGUGAGGGUGGGGCCGAGGAGCCUUGUGCAUUCCCCUCCAUAGGCUGUGUGGGGGUGAGCGAGGGGCAGCAGGGGGCUGGAGAGGCGUCUGUAAUGGAAGAGGAGAGAGAGGGCGGCGUGUGUGACGAUGGUGGAGAUGCGCGGGACAGCAGGGUGGGAGGAUGCGAGAGCAUGGAGGGGUGUGGCGGUGUGGUGCUCGCCACGAGCGACUCUCCAGAAGGGCUUCGGUGGAUGGGGAAGAGGAAGCGAGCAGGGCUGGAACCAACGGAAUCAGGACAUGUGGCAGCAUUGGGUGGGCAAGGAGGGCAGGAGGCAGUGAGAUCGCGCGAGCGGAGCAGCAAGCAGGCAAAGCGAGGCGAGGCCGAGGAGGGCAGGGCGGGCAGUGGGGAUGCGGCAGAGGCAGCAGGAAGAGGAGCAGUGGGUGUUGCGAGGGAGGGCGGUACAGGGUCGACGGUGCAAGCAGUCAAACGGGAAGACCUGCAGGGGGUGGCGAGUCACGAGGGGGGGAAGGGCGAGGGUGGGGAUGCAGACAAGGGCGGGGAGAGUGGGAGGGGUGCAGGGGGCAUGGAGGUGCGGACGAGGGCUCAAGUGAGGCGCGCAGAGCGGCUCAAGGCGGAGCAAGGGGCGUACGGGGCAGGGGGGGUGCCUGGGGAUGGGGAGCAUGGAGGAGCGGGGUUGAGUGGAAGCAGCAAGCAGCGGGGCGCGGUGAAGGUCGAUAGUGCGAUGGGGCAGGACGUGCAUGGGGCGGGGGAGUCUGGAAAGGGAGGAAGAGUUGAGAAUGGAGGGGGGGCGGUGAGGGCUGGCAGGCUUCCUGGCGAACGAGCGUCAGAGAGGGGUGUGAAAAGGGAGGGGGGAGGGAAGGGCGCGGAGGCGCGGGGCAGCAGCAGCAAGGUGGUGCGGGAUGUGCGGAGGCGGUCCAUUGCCGACCUGGUGGCCGUUCUAGACAGCGGGGAGAGCGGGCACAGCCUCAAUGGGCGCGAGCAGGAGAGGAGGGAGGUGGAGCGGCGGGUGCUGGGGUGGCACUUUGCGAACCUGGAGUACGGGUGUGCCACGGACCUCACGCGCCUGUCGCUGCCGUUCUGGAACCAGGACGACGCGUUUGGCGGCUUUGGCGGGCCGCACUGCAUGGUGAAGGGCGGGUUUGCGCGUGCCAUGACACAGCUGGCUCAGGGCUUGGACGUGCGCCUGGGACACCCCGUUGCUGAGGUCGCGUGGGGGGGGGAUGAGCGCGCGGGGGGUGCUGGGGUUGGGAGGGAGGCGGAUGGGGUGGAGAAAGGGGUGGAGCGCGGAGGGGGUGAGACGCCGUGUGGGAGUGUGGCUGGGGUGAAGGGUGGCUGUGCGCCGUGGGGGUGCUGUGGGGCACACACAAGUGUGGGUGUGUCCAAGGCUGGGGCAGCGGCGGGCAGCGCGGAGGCAGUUGCUGGCAUGGAGCUUGAGAAGAAUGUGGUAGGCACACCAGAGACUCACUCACACGCCAAUGGGCAUGGAGCGACAGCAGCAGCAACAACUACAGGUGCAGCAACAGCAGCAGCAACAGCAGCAGCAGCAGUGCAUGUGACGACAGCGUCAGGAGAGGUGUUCCCGUGCGACGCAGCACUCAUCACAGUGCCUCUGGGCUGCCUCAAGGCGGGCGCCGUGGCCUUCUCUCCGCCCCUGCCCGCAUGGAAGGCACGGGCCAUUGAGCGGUUGGGGUUUGGGACGAUCAACAAGGUGAUUCUGGAGUUUGAGCGCGCGUUCUGGGAUCCCCAUGUCGACUACUUCGGUGCUGUCGCCCACCCGCACCCCUCGCAGCGCGGCAACUGCUUCCUCUUCUGGAACCUGCAGCGCGUCUGUGGUGCCCCCGUGCUAGCUGCGCUCGUUGUGGGGCGCGCUGCCAUGGCCAUGGAGGGCCGGGGGGAGGGGGAUGGCGUGGCGGAGGGGACUGGGGUGGAUGGAGCUGGGAAGGAGAAGGGGGAAGGUGGAGAGGGUGAGCGCACAAGGAGGAGGAGUGCGCGGCUCAGGAGGGCGGAGGGGGGCGGUGCCGGGGAUGAGAGGCAGGGGGAGGGAGGGGUGGCGGAGGAGGAGAGGCAGCGGAAGGAGCGGGUGGUGCAGCAUGCAGUGCGUGUGCUCAAGACCGUGUUCGGCCGCCGCAACGUGCCCAAACCCAAGGCCGCCGCUGUCACCUUCUGGGGCACCGACCCUUACAGCCGUGGAGCAUACUCAUACGUGCCGGUGGGGGCGUCAGGGCGAGACUACGACCUUCUGGCGCGGCCGGUGCGUGCACGCGUGUUCUUUGCAGGGGAGGCGACGAGCCGCGAGCACCCCGACACCGUGGGUGGCGCCAUGCUGAGCGGGCGCCGCGAGGCCGUGAGGAUUGCCGGCGUGCUGCAGGGGGAGGGCGAUGUGUGGGAGCAGGCUGAGGCGGCCGCUGCUGCCGUGGCGCAUAGGCAGACGGACGAGGAGAGGGAGGAGGUGCAGUGGGUGAGGGAAGUGCUGGGGGCUGCGGAGAGAGGGGAGAGAGAAGGGGGGGAGUGGGGGAACGGGGUGGAAAUGAAGGGAGUCGAGGAGGGAGCUGAUGGGGAGAAGGGAGUGAGAAGGGCUGGGACAAGAGGUGGGUGGGUGAGAAGCAAUGGUGAUGCCGUUGGAGAGGAUGCAGGAGAGCAGGUGGGGAGACAGCCGUUGGGGAGGGCGAGCACAUGGCAUGCGUGGGCUGACCUGGACAUAGGGCAUAGCGCAUGUGCGCAGGCGGAAGGGCAGGAUAGGACUGCAAGGGAUGGGCCAGGAAACGAAGUCGUGGGUGUUAGUGCGGUGCAGCAUGUGAGGGGUGAAGAGGUGUGUAGUGCGGUGGACGAGAAGGAUGGGGUGAGGAUGGCUGGGGAUGGAAAGGGGGGUGUUGAGAGGCCCAGUGAUGUAAAGGAGAGUGGGGAGGCAGGGCACGAUGGUCAGACUGAGGUGACUCUGGGAUUGGCUAGCGAACAGGGGGUGGUUGUAGGUGGCAUGGGGAAGGGCGAUGGAGUGGGUGCUGCCGUGCACGUGACACAGGAGGGGGAGGUGGUGAGACAGGAGGGGGGCAAGGGAGGGGGUGUGAGAGGGGAGAAGGGUGGGGACGAGGAGAGGGCGUUGAGGAGGCGAGAGACACGGGGAGAGCUGCGGCGAGGUGCGGCCCUGGCUGCUGUGCUGCGCAUGUCUGGUGGACUGCGCAUGGCUGCAGCAGCAGCAGGCAGCUCGGAGGGGGAGUCGCUACACUGCAGCUCGUCCCAGGUGCUCACGGCCUCUCUGCGCCUGCUGCUUGCUGCAGCCACCUGCCCUCGAUGCGUGCGCUCCUCAGGAGUGGCUGUGAGUGUGCGUGCGCUGCUGACGCUGCCGCGGGUGGGCCGGGAGGUGCGGUCGUUGGCAGCGCGCCUCAUGCGCCUCUGGCACACGCUGGGCCACCCCCCUGCCUCCUCCCCUCCUGCUGGGGGGCGUGUGGGUGCACGUGCAGGCGCGGGGGAAAGUGCAACGGGGGAAGAGGGCAAGGGCCAGGAGAGGGGUGAGGCCGAGGCAAGAAGUGAUCGGGUGGAGCUGUGUGGAGACGUGGAAGGGGCAGAGAGGGGGAGUGGAGGGGGGGCGGGUGAAGCAGGGGCGGGUGAAGUGGGAGAACGGGAGGGAGAGGAGGCAGCGCGCGGAGAUGAGAACAGCUCGCGAGGAGGAGGGCUGGCAGAGGGGGAGGAGGGAGGGACGGGAAGAGGAGAAGAAGCGAGCAGGGUGGAAGGUGAGGGAGGGGUUCAGGCAGGAGGUGGGGUGGGUGGCAUGGUGCAGGGAAGUGGAUGUGAUGGGUCGGGUGGCUGCUUCAGUGUCAGGGAAGAAGCAGCAGCUCAAGUCAGCACACCGGGCACUGGAUUGCUCACAGUGGAGGCACCUGAAAGCACGGCGCAUGGUGUGGGCACGGUCAAGUGCGGUGAGAGCAUUGAACAAGGCGCACCGGAGGGGAUGGGAAGCAGUGGUGCAGCGGUCAGAGUGAUUGCCGUGGCAGUGGCAGCUGCAAGACUAGCCGCAGAGGCCUUGGCAGCAGGUGAAGGGCAGGCAGGCCAGCCACCCAUUGCUGGUGCCUUCCCAGCGAGGGUCGGGGAGGAGGAGAGGAGAUGGCCCGGCCUGGAUGGGACUCUAGGGACAGCAGACGAGGACGACGACGAGGAGGACGAGGAAGAGGACGAGGAGGACGAGGAGGAGGCAGUCCCAGGGCAGGCGAAUGGGAUGGGAGCAGGUGCACACAAGAGGUUACGGGGCAUGCAGGCAGGCAGCAGUGCUUCGCCCCAUGGUGGUCAGGCGUCACGACAAGCCUGCCAUGUGAAUGGCGGGGUGAGGGGCGUGGGCGAGAGCAGGAGUGAGGAGGAGAGGGCUGUGAGUGGGAGUGGUGUGAGAACAAGGUCACAGGCACAGGCGUGUGUGCAAGCAGUGGGCAAGGGGAAUGGUGCAGGGUCACCACGUGCACCCGUCUUGGCCGGUGGUGCUGGGAGGGAGUGUCCUGUGCACGACGGUGGAUCAGUCGUGGGGGGGAUGGGUGGUGGCAAGCGGCGGGUUUGUGUGGCUGAGUGCAGAGUAGCUGUUGAAGGGUAUGUGGCGUCCCUGGUGGGUUUAAUGGGGGAGAAGCAGAGGGUGACACGGCAGCAACUGCGGGAGAUCAGUCGCAAGGCCACAGAGGAGGUGAUGCAGAGUGUGCGAGAAGCGGGGAGUGGCAUGGACCCUGAGGGCUCCCUCACUUCGCAACUCAAGUCGACGAUACAUGACACAGUAGACAAGUACAUGAAGGCAUACAUUGACUCUUCAACAGAUGGCAAAGACUCAGGCGUUGCCUGCCCCUCGCAGGCUGCAGUUGCGACCUUGUCGCCUCCAAAGAACGGGCUGUCGCGCUCGGCGUCGCAGUUAGUAAGCGUCGGCAAGGCCGCAGGGUUUCGUCGCCUCUUGCGUCAGGAAGAUGUUGUGAUUUUGAACGACGCUUUGACCGUUCGGGAAGGCGAGUGGGUUAAAGUGUCAGAUAUUGUUGCGCUGGAAGCUAGGCGGGCUGCCGAAAGCCCACCGAGCAUUGAGAGCGCGGCGAGUCAGCAGGGCAAUGGAAACGGUUCCGUGAAAAUGUUCGAUAAGGGGAACCAAAGCGGAUUGGGGAGUAGCGAGGCAUUUGACUAUGGAAAUGGAAGUGGCGCAGCAGGACUGGCAACGGGGGCGGAGAAGAAAGAAGAGGAAGAGAGUGGUGAUGACUACGUGGACGAUGGUGAGGGCGACUGGGAAGCGCAGCCCGGGAUGCAGGUGCAGCAGACGAAGGGCGGCGAGGAGCAAGUGGUGGAGUUGUUCGAAGAUACCGCCACAGACGCGGAAAUGAAGGAGCUUGCUCAGAACUUCGAGCACGCGAGUGCUGCGCAAGGAGCGGGGCAGAACGGAGAGCAAAGCGGAACUCCGCAAGCCCCGGCGUCAGUGCUGCCUCUGCCUCUCGCAAGCGCCAACGCGCCCGCUCCAGACGUGGCAAGAAGAAAGGGCUCGACAGGCGCUGGGCAACGAAAAGGCGAGCAAACGAUUGGGCAAGCGCCGAAACAGCAGACGGCGCAGUAUGGGGAGCCGGUGGUGCCACAAGGAGGAUAUAUAGACGUGCGGAAGCGACAAGCAGCGGGUGACAUGGGGGAACGAGGACAGCUGACGGAGUCGCGGAAACAAGCAGACCACCAGCAGAGCCCUUUCAAGGACUCCCGCGGACAUGUGGGGGGAGAGGUUGCGAGCGGAAGUGAAAAAGGAUUAACAGAAGCUGGCAGAGCAAGUGGAGGAGUGGGCGGGAAUAACGAUGGUGGGGCAGAUAACCUGGACGGUGGCGAUGUGGGGAAUGACAUGAGCAGCGACGGCUCGGACACGACUGAUGACGACAGUGGCUCGACAGGCGCCGAUGACGUGAUAUCGCUUGGCGGGGACGUGGAAGGCGGGGACGGGGACGAGAGGGACUACGGCACGGUCGCCCAGACCAUGUCCCAGGAGAGCACGGCCGGAAUUGGAAUGGACAUGGGGAGCAGCAAGGGACAAGGGUACGACAGCGGCAGCGCAUUCGCCGCCGCGAAUGACGGCGGAGGAGACGUUGGCAUGAUGUUUCUAAGUACUAAUAGCAUGGUGGGGAAGCGGGUGGUGGGGGCGGGCGCUGGAGGCAGGGAGAGGAAGCCUCCGGGAGGAGGAACCGGGGAGACGGGGUAUGGGGGCGAACAGAAGGCGGGCAACCACAGGACGCGAACUAAGCCGCGGUUCAAAGUGGUGGACUGCCAGUACAGAGAAAAAGGCGCGUUCAGCAAGCUGCAUCGGUGUGCUGUAGGCUACGCUGGCCACGCUGGUGUGACAGGCGGCUAUAAACGUCCAAUAUAUCUGGUUACCAGCAAUGACGACAUGGUCGAGAACGUCGCACCUGGCACGAUACGAUUUGGCCUCAACCGCUACCGCCGAACGGGUGUCACGAUCCGGUUCGCGUCGUCCAUGCUCAUCAACCUGAAGCAGCGCCUUUUUCUCCCACCACAUACCACUAUCGAUGGUCGGGGGGCACGUGUGGCGAUUAACGGCGGCAUUGUGGUGCACAAUGUAACCAACGUGAUCAUACACAAUGUGGCAGUGGGCAAUCUUCCUGGCGACCAUGACGUCAUCCACAUAUCCAAUUCCACACGUGUAUGGGUGGACCACUGCGCUGUGUACAACGCCAUUCGGGGCACUGUAGACGUUGUAUACGGCUCCACAGAUGUCACCAUUUCCAACUGCUACAUCCGUAACAAGAACCUCACCAUGCUGCUGGGAGCAGACGAUGGGGACAUGAACGAUGCCAACAUGCGGGUAACAAUCUACCGCAACUGGUUCGACCAGUCAGGCCAGAGGCAGCCCAAGGCACGCUGGGGCCAAAUACACGUGGCCAACAACCUCUACACCAACUGGACCUACUAUUGCAUUGGUGGGCGGAUGUAUGCCAACAUCAGGUCGGAGCGAAACAUUUUCAUUGCCGGCAAAAGUCGGAAAGAAGUCACACCCUGGUUUGGGGAGAAGAGUCUCCGAACGGCUGGGUUUGACAACACGCCAUCCAUCCGAUCGUACAACGACCUGCUACUAAAUGGUGCUACAUUCCACCAGUUUACAGGGUACACACGGCCAUUCCUGCCUCCUUACAUGCUUGAUAUUCACCGUGCGGAUAAGGUUCUGGCGGAUUUUGUUCGUGAGAAUGCAGGGCCGCAGGUGGGGAGAUUCACGGAGCUGGCUUGUACAGAACUAACCUGCAUUCAGCAAGGGGAUGGGGUUUAG
Messenger RNA from Closterium sp. Yama58-4, 14433 nucleotides. The record is from the annotation of a GenBank genome assembly. Lineage: Eukaryota; Viridiplantae; Streptophyta; Zygnematophyceae; Desmidiales; Closteriaceae.